UUUGGGAGAAGCAGAUCCUCCUCGAUGACUCUGAGCUUCUGACUGACAACAGCGUCUCCACCCAAAGCCGCAGAGACCAUCCUGCAUCCUCGGUCCCUCCUCUUUUUAAAAAAAAGUGUCCUUACCUUUCGGAUGUCAGCCUGAGGAUGGAGAAGUACGAGAAGAUUGCAAAGAUCGGAGAGGGCUCCUACGGCGUCGUCUUCAAGUGCAGGAACAAAGACACGGGGCAGAUCGUCGCCAUCAAGAAGUUCGUGGAGUCGGAGGACGAUCCCAUGAUCAAGAAGAUCGCACUGAGGGAGAUCAGGAUGCUGAAGCAACUGAAACACGCCAACCUGGUGAAUCUGAUGGAGGUGUUUCGGCGUAAGCGGAAGCUUCACCUGGUGUUCGAGUACUGCGACCACACGGUGCUCAACGAGCUGGACCGGCACCCCAGAGGAGUCCCGGAGCACCUUGUGAAAAGCAUCACAUGGCAGACGCUUCAAGCCGUGAACUUCUGUCACAAGCAGAAUUGCAUUCACCGAGACGUCAAGCCGGAGAAUAUCCUCAUCACCAAACACCAGGUCAUCAAACUCUGUGACUUUGGCUUUGCGAGGAUUCUCACCGGCCCAUGUGACUACUACACCGACUACGUGGCCACUCGGUGGUACCGGGCCCCUGAGCUGCUGGUGGGGGACACUCAGUACGGCCCCCCGGUGGACGUCUGGGCCAUCGGGUGUGUGCUCGCCGAGCUACUGUCGGGGAUGCCGCUGUGGCCCGGCAAGUCUGACAUGGAUCAGCUGUACCUGAUCCGGAGGACUCUGGGAGAUCUGAUCCCUCGACACCAGCAGGUCUUCAGCAACAACCACUUCUUCUGUGGAGUUUCCAUCCCGGAGCCACAAGAGAUGGAGACUUUGGAGCAGAAAUCUCCAAAUCUCUCAGCUCAAGCUCUGAGUCUCAUGAAGGGCUGUCUGAGGAUGGACCCGUCCGAGCGGCUGACCUGCGAGCAGCUCCUCCAGCAGCCGUACUUCGACAGCCUGCGAGAAAAGAGCUGCGGCACCUCUGGAGAGCAAGAGCGCUGCAGCAACAGGAGGACGCGUUUGCCUCGCAAGCACCUCCCCCCCGGGUAUUUGCCACAGCUGACCAGCAGCAACAUCUUCCCAGUGUUGGACAAUAAGAAGUACCACAACAACCUGCGCAAAUUCAACUAUCACCUCCCGAACAUCUGAACUGGAUCUGGACCGAAGCCCGACCGCCUCUCCUGAGAACUUUAGAUUCUGCUGGCGCCUCGUUUGUUUUUAGUUUUUAAGGAAGAAGUUUCACCCACGAUGUUUCUGUUCCCCACGUGUCUCUGGGUUCUGACGUCUAUGCACCAUUUCCCAACGCAUGUGGUUUCAAGCUGAUUUUAUAAAGACAAGGAGCGAUGCUCUGCUCGUAGACUGAAGGUGAAACUACGACGUACUGCCUUGCCUGGUUUGCCAAAUGUAUGAUUUUUAAAAUAUAUAUAUAUAUAUAACGAUGGACUAUUUAAAAAGAGUGACAUAUUUUAUGGUCAUGAGUUCUAUGUCUCCAGUAACACACACUGACUCCUGAGCUAUUCUGGAACUAUUUAUUGACGCCGGGAGUGAAUAUUCCUUUAAUCCACAUUAAUAGCGUAACACAGUAACAACACACAUUGAACUCAUCAUCAUCAUCAUCAUCAUCUCUGGAUCGUUGGUGCUCAGGAUGUUCAGCCAUCUGUCUCUCAUAUUGUACAAAUGCCAAAUUUAAUCGAAAGAGAAAUGAUGGCAAAAGACUCAAAAGUUCUUUUUGCAUUUCCCAACAUACGGAGUAACUUUUAUUACCUUGAAUGUAGGAAAUAUAACAAAUGACAGAAUAGUUCAACCUAUCGGGAAAAGCUGCCGUCAACAAAAUAAAGUGCUCUAACGUUAA
Pseudoliparis swirei is the source of this 1908-nucleotide messenger RNA. It is a transcript of the gene cdkl1, whose product is annotated as cyclin dependent kinase like 1 (CDC2 related kinase). NCBI's taxonomy places the organism in Eukaryota, Metazoa, Chordata, Actinopteri, Perciformes, Liparidae. Gene Ontology annotation, biological process: protein phosphorylation. The record is from RefSeq and is a predicted model, not a curated record. Bases 147 to 1205 code for a protein of 352 amino acids. The transcript is spliced from 10 exons. Gene Ontology annotation, molecular function: ATP binding; cyclin-dependent protein serine/threonine kinase activity. Gene Ontology annotation, cellular component: nucleus.